AUGGAUGCUGGUUAUACGCCAUCCCGGCUAGUUGAUCCUGAACAAACGGCCUUUUCUACCAAUCUGAUUAGAGAAUUUGGAAAGAAAACCGUGGGAGCCAAGACAGAUGUAGCUUUCAAUCCUGUAUAUGGUCUCAGACCUACAUCAAUGACUAGUUCUGCGACUUCCCCAACGUUUAGUCCUGCAACCAUGAAUGUUGGUUAUACGGCAGCCCGGAUGGUUCAAAUGCCUUUUUCUAUCAAUCCGAUUAGAAAAUUUGGAAAGAAAAAGAUGGGAGAUGAGAAAACACGUGAUUAUGGUCAACAGGGGUGGCUAGGCAUGCCAUGUAAUAGUCCACGACUCGAAAGAGAACAGGGGUUAUAUCCAACCGGCAUGCCAAUAAUGCAAAUGAGUUGCCCAAUUGAUCAUUAUAAUUCCAGAACCAGAGAAGAAAUUCCAGAUGGGAACAACAUAACUUUCAACUCAUUAUCAGCACGAUUCAGUAGUUAUCUUAGUUUCAGCACCAAAGAAGAAAUAUCAGACAAAAACAAUAAUGAUAAAAAUCUUUUCCAGUCUCAAACUAAUGCUAUUCAAGCCACUAAUGAGGCGUUGAACCAAGUACAAGAUCUCAAG
Messenger RNA from Paraglomus brasilianum, 612 nucleotides. The record is from the annotation of a GenBank genome assembly. Lineage: Eukaryota; Fungi; Glomeromycota; Glomeromycetes; Paraglomerales; Paraglomeraceae.